Molecule: messenger RNA, 3817 nt
Organism: Stegostoma tigrinum
Lineage: Eukaryota; Metazoa; Chordata; Chondrichthyes; Orectolobiformes; Stegostomatidae
Product: ral guanine nucleotide dissociation stimulator-like 1
Exons: 15
Coding region: 2521-3711 (396 amino acids)
Biological process (GO): positive regulation of GTPase activity; Ras protein signal transduction
Cellular component (GO): plasma membrane
Molecular function (GO): guanyl-nucleotide exchange factor activity
Source: RefSeq, a predicted model, not a curated record
GGUUUUGGUUCAGUUUAGGAUGGAGUUUAGAAGGAUGGGAGGGAAUUUUAUUGGCACUUACAGAAUACUGAGAGGCCUGGAAGGAUUGUACAUGGAACAGAGAAGAUGUUUCCACUAGGAGGAGAGAUUAGGACAUGCGGGCACAGUCGCGGAGUGAAGAGGCCAACCUUUAGAACUAAGGUAAGAAAGAAUUUCUUCAGACAGGGAGUGGUUAAUCUGAGGAAAACAUUGCAGGAAGCCGACGUCAUUCGGACUAUUUAAGAUAGAGAGAGAGAUGGGUUCUUGAUUAGUAAGGGGAUCAAGAGUUUCAGAAGAAGGCUGGCGAUUGGGCUUCAGAAACAUCACAGCCAGAAUUGAAUGGCAAAGCAGACUGAGGAGGUUGAAUGAGCUAAUUCUGCCCCUAUAUGUUAUGGUCUUAUGGAUUUGACACUAAAUAUUUCAUUGGUCCUUUUGUGAUGAAGCCACUUCUGGGUGCAAGUGUUUUUUUAAAAUGUCUUUAGUUUUUGCCUUAUAUAGUCAGGAAGGCAAAUGCAAUGUUGGCAUUUAUUGUGAAAAGAUAUGAAUCUAAAAACAGGGCUGUACCUCUGAGGCUUUAUAAGGCUCUGGUCUGGCCGUACUUGGAGUACUGCGUGCAGACUUGGGCCCAUAUCUCAGGAAGGAUGUACUGUCCCUGGAACGUGUUCAGAGGAGGUUCACGAGAAUGGUCCAGGGAAUGGAAACCUUAAAAUAUGAGGAACGGUUGAUGACUCUGAGACUAUACUCAUUUGGAGUUUAGAAGGAUGAGGGGUGAUCUAAUUGAAACUUUCAGAACACUGAAUGGCCUCGACAGAAUGGUUGUUGGGAAGAUGCUUCCAUUGGUAGGAGAGACGAGGCCCCGAGGGCACAGCCUUAGAAUGAAGACAAGACCUUUUAAAUUGGAGAUUUGCAGAAACUUCUUCAGCCAGAGAGUUUUAAAUCUGUGAAAUUCACUGCCACAGAAUGCUGUGGAGGCCAGGAAAUUUAAAACUGAGACAGAUCGGUGCCUGAUUAUCAAGGGGAUCAAGGGCUAUGGGGAGAAAGCAGGAGAAUGGGGUUGAGGAACUUAUCAGCCAUGACUAAAUGGCAGAACAGACUCAAUGGGCCGAAUGGCCUAAUUUCUGCACCUAUGUCUUACGGUUUUGUGGUCUUAAAUAAUUGCAGGUCUAAAACCUUUGAAAGCCCAAACUCUGAGAAAGAUGAAGAACCAAGUUCACCAAAAGAGACAGCAACAAUUUCAAAUUCUGGAAAUGUUGACAGUGCAAAUGGUGAGGAAAAUGGAAGUUGUGUUUCUUCAGGAUCCAGCGAAAUAAUUGCUGACAUCGGGAACAAUGAUAACAUUCUGAGCUGUGAGGAGCUUGAAAAUCCAAUUCCUCCAAAGACAGUUGCUGAGAUCAGAAAGUAAGUAUUGAUCCAAUAUGUGAGGAAAUGAUGCUUUAAUCGGAAUACAAAAAUAUGAAGGGCAGCUGCUGGAGGUCUGGCAUUUUCAGGAGCAUUACAUAGAGGCUAUCUCCCGAAACUUAGCAGCAUCUGUGGAGAGAAAGCAGAGUGGGCGCUUUGAGUUAAGGUUCCCCUGUUUAGAACUUCACACCUCUGAAGAAAUGUCACCUGGCUUCACUUGAACUCUGUUUUCUGUCUGUAGAUGCUGCAAAACCUGUAGAGUUUCUCCAGAAACAUCUGCCUUUCUUUCAGAUUGCCGGUGUCCAUAGUUUGUUUGUUUUUACAUUAAAGAAACAGUUGGCUGUUGUUCUAAUAUUUGCUCUGUUCUUAGUGUUGUAAAAAGAAAUUUUAGAUGGAAGCUUGUGGUUCAUGCUGCAGGCCUUCUGCUGGAUCUGAAACCUGGAGGCCUUGGCCGAUUCCAGCGGUGACCAAUACAGAGAUUGCUGCCGGCGUUACUCACCAGUUGACGGUUUGGAUCAGUUUUGACAGCUGCUGGUCCAGUGAAAGGGAUGGCAGAUCAGCAUCCUUCUCAGCCCAACUGUUAAUGCUGAUUGUCACUGAGGUUGUGUAUGCACUGUCCCUGGAACGGGUUCAGAGGAGGUUCAUGAGAAUGGUCCAGGGAAUGGAAAGCUUAAAAUAUGAGGAACGUUUGAGGACUCUGAGACUAUACUCAUUGGAGAUUAGAUGGAUGAGGGGUGAUCUAAUUGAAACUUUUAGAAUACUGAAUGGCCUGGACAGAGUGGAUGUUGGGAAGAUGCUUUCAUUGAUAGGAGAGACUAGGACCCGAGGGCCCACUUUUAGAAUAAAGAGGAGAUCUUUUCAAUUGGAGAUUUGGAGAAACCUCUUCAGCCAGAGAGUGUUGAAUCUGUGAAAUUCACUGCCACAGAAGGCUGUAGGGGCCAGGUCAUUGAGUACAUUUAAAACUGAGACAGAUUAUCAAGGGGAUUAAGGGUUAUGGGGAGAAAGCAGGAGAAUGGUGUUGAGGAACUUAUCAUCCUGACUGAAUGGCAGAACUGACUCAAUGGGCCGAAUGGCCUAAUUUCUGCUCCUCUGUCUUAUGGUCUUAUGGUCUUAAUGAAUUGCAGGUCUAAAACCUUUGACAGCCCAAACUCUGAGAAAGAUGAAGAACCAAGUUCACCAAAAGCGACUGCAGACAUUUCAAAUUCUGGAAAUGUUGACAGUGCAAAUGGUGAGGAAAAUGGAAGUUGUGUUUCUUCAGGAUCCAGCGAAAUAAUUGCUGACUGUGAAAGUGUUGAGUCCAAACACUGUCCGAAUUCUGAUGAAAUUCAGAAUUUAAGUUCACCGGAGAAGGGAGCGACAGUCAAGAAAAGCAUAGACUUCAACAGAUCAAGCUUUCUAGAAGAAUAUAAUUUCAGUCCUGCAGAAAAGGAAACACUAAUGAAAAUUGCUAUUCCUGAAAUUCUCGAAAUCUGGCUGGAGGAGUCUGCCGAAGACUUUCGUCAAGUUCCAACUUACUCUUGUCUCCGGAAGGUACUUUCCUACUUGAACCAGACAGUGCCAGGGUCAGAUGCUGAACAUCGGGCCCAGAAACUCCUGAGUUGGUUUUUGGCGGAGGAAACAGCGGAGAAAGAGAUGUUUAAAGGCUACCGUAGAAGAGUCAGAUUCUAUGUGGGAGAAGAACACGACCAAACCAUCGAACAAGUUGACGAAAAGCUCCUGUCCUACCCAUCACGCUUCAUUGCAGAGCAGCUGACUUUUAUGGAUGCUGAUCUUUUUCGGAAACUUGUGCCCAGCCAAUGUUUAGGGUCCAUCUGGUCUCAACGAGGGAAGGAAGAAAAACAGCAUCUGGUAUCAACCGUCCAGGCCACCAUGACACAGUUCAAUAAUGUUACAAAAUGUGUCACCAGCACCAUAUUAAGACGCCAACAGUUGAAACCAUGGCAGACGGCUAAAAUCAUUGAGAAAUGGAUUGAUGUUGCCCAGGAAUGUAGGAUUUUGCAGAAUUUCUCGUCAGUGCAUGCUAUUACCACUGCAUUGCAAUCAAAUAGUGUGUUCAAUUUGAAGAAGACUUGGGCAGCCGUGUCAAAGAGCAGUAAGACAACAUUUGAAGACCUUUCAAACAAUGAAGAAGAUAACUUUGUAGCGAGUAGAGAGCUGCUAAUGGAGGAUAUCGUUCAGGGAAUUGUGCCGUACCUGGGAACUUUCUUAACAGAAUUUUCAGCACUGGAUUCGGCUUUCCCGAAUUACCAUUCAAAUGGCUUGAUCAACUUUGACAAGAGACAAAAACUCCUCUGAACUCGAGAAACCGCCAAAGCCCAAAAAGAGUGUGUUUAAACGCCUCAGCUGCCUGUUUUCAAAGAGAGGUGUUAAAAUACACAACACUCAAACUAAAAGCUCUGAG